Kluyveromyces lactis is the source of this 1212-nucleotide messenger RNA. RefSeq names its product Dxo1p (gene DXO1). The record is from RefSeq and is a predicted model, not a curated record. Gene Ontology annotation, cellular component: nucleus; cytosol. Gene Ontology annotation, molecular function: mRNA 5'-diphosphatase activity. NCBI's taxonomy places the organism in Eukaryota, Fungi, Ascomycota, Saccharomycetes, Saccharomycetales, Saccharomycetaceae. Gene Ontology annotation, biological process: NAD-cap decapping; nuclear-transcribed mRNA catabolic process. The coding region runs from base 1 to 1212 and encodes 403 amino acids. The transcript has a single exon.
AUGACUACAGUUUCUUGUGAUAAAGAUGAAAACAAGGUCGAUCAGCUUGGCGAGUCGUUAAGCCAACUUCGCAUUAGUACACGGAAAAAUAACAAGCCAUCGCAGAAGAAAGGGUCAUUGGUGUUAUCAUGCAAAAAAUUUCCACAUGUUUCUGUGAAUUAUGUUGUUGAUAAGACCCCCAAAUUGUUGACAGAUUGCAAAGAAGUUCAUAACUGUUCAUACAUCAUUAAUGAUGCGACGUUAUUAUGGAAUGAAGCAUCCCGCAAACCAAGACUCCGGCCAGAGGUUUGCACCUACAUCAAGGACUCGAAAUGGGAAAAUAAAGCAGUUAAGGAUUCUUUCAUUGGUAUCGAUUUAACGAAAGGAUAUGAUGAUUAUGUCCCGUUAGACAGAAAUGUAUUAAACUCACUGGUCAUCUUAAAAGAGGCCUAUCAGCGAUAUGAAAAAACCUUGAAUCCGGAGAAGACUACUUUUGUGUCUUUGAGACAUCAUAUUAUUGAUAUAAUCAUGUGUCCAUUCCUAGACGAACCGCUGUCUUUGCUCAUGACAGUACAACCAGAUAAAAACAUACUCAUAUCUGUUGAUAAAUCUAAGGACAAACCGAAUGGCAUACACGAAACUAGAAACUCUUUCAAUAAAAAGAUCUGCUAUACUGGAUUCGCAUUAGAGGACCUCCUAAUUGAAUCUCCGACAGAGGGUCAUAUUUUAGAGCAUGAAUUAUACUACUCAAUUGUUCAUGGAUCACUAAAUGAUGAAAUUGAUUUACUUAUUCAGGCGGAGAUGGAUUCUAUUAAUACUCUAACAGACACAUAUACUGAAAUCAAAAGUUCAGUGCAUUUUAAACUAGGUAAUACAUACCAUAGAAGAAAGUUACUGAGGAUGUGGAUUCAAACCAAUUUACUGCCAAAAUCAGAUCUUUUAAUAGGAUUUCGAAACUCUUACUCGAAUGAGUUGGAGCAAUUGAAAGCCUAUAAGAUACAAGAUAUUUAUCAUAAGAUCAACAAUAGUUCCAUAGUAGGCAAGCCGGGAAAGUUUUAUAAAUUCAAUCCCAAUGUGGCCAAUGAUUGGUUUCAGCACAUAUUUCAGGUUCUUAAACAGAAUCUACUUUUACUUUCCCAAGAGAGCACAUCCACAACUUUUAAGGUACAAAUAGAUACAAAUCUCACUCUGUCGAUUUCACCGGCAUCACAAUUUGUAACUGCUUUGGGAUAG